This is a messenger RNA of Mercurialis annua (annual mercury), 1524 nucleotides long. RefSeq lists its product as uncharacterized. The coding region runs from base 134 to 1207 and encodes 357 amino acids. The transcript is spliced from 2 exons. Gene Ontology annotation, biological process: SCF-dependent proteasomal ubiquitin-dependent protein catabolic process. Lineage: Eukaryota; Viridiplantae; Streptophyta; Magnoliopsida; Malpighiales; Euphorbiaceae. The record is from RefSeq and is a predicted model, not a curated record. Gene Ontology annotation, molecular function: protein binding. Gene Ontology annotation, cellular component: SCF ubiquitin ligase complex.
UAAAAUUUAGAAAUGGAUGCCUGGAUGGAAAUGAAAGAGAGAGUUCAGGAAUCAGGACAGCUUCUGAAAAUUACAUGUAUGUGAAAUCCCACUGAAGGCAAGCAAACAUUUCCCCUGUAAUCUUUUGAAAAUAAUGUCAAAACUAGGAGAUGAUGAAGUAGCUUCAAUCCUUAUGCGGCUCUAUGAUCCAAACGACCGAAAAUCAUCUUCUUUAGUUUGCAAGCAAUGGCUCAGAGUUGAAGGCUUAACCCGUUUAUCAAUUCGAGUUCUUGAACCCGAUUUCAUCCAAUCUUCCUUACCCAGAUUCCCAAAUUUACUCACUUUUCGAUCAUCAAAUCUCAUCACUGAUGCCCAACUCAAAUUUAUUGCCAACACCUGCUCUAAACUUGAGGAUAUCAAUCUCAAUAUUUAUGGGUUUGAUGAGGAGCCGUCAGAUGAUGAUGAUUUUGGCGAUGAUGCUGUUUGUGGGGGGUUAGCAAAUGGGUGUCGCGAUUUAAUUAGGGUUUGUUUAAGGAGGAGAUGUAAUGUGGGUAAUAUUGGGGUUAUUAAUCUUGUUAAGCAUGCAUUAAAAUUGACAACUUUAGAUUUGGGUAGAUGUUGUUUGAUCAAUGAUAGUUCACUUGAAGCAAUUGGGUCUAUGAAUUGUAUCAUUUCUUUGAAUUUGGAAGCUUGUUCGUUGAUUACUGAUCAUGGGUUGAAGUUUUUAGUAACUGGGUCUUCUUCAAGAACAUUGAAAAAGCUGAAUCUUGCCGAGUGUGAUAGAGUUACUGAUUUGGGUGUGUGGCUUUUGAAAGGAUUGGUUUGUUUGGAGGAGUUGAAUUUAGCUGAAUGUGGACCUAAAGUAACUAAUACUGGAGGUGUGGCAAUUGCUUCAAUCCCAACCCUUAGGAAAUUGAACAUUUCUUGGUUGAUUAAUGUAACUGAUGUCUCGAUAGUUUUGAUUGCUCGGAGUUGCAGGAGUUUGGUGUCCCUAGAUUUAACUGGGUGUGAGAUGGUUACAGACGCUGGAGUUUGUUUGUUUGCUGAGCAUGAAUGUUUGGAAUCACUAAUUUUGACUUCUUGUUACAAUAUUUCUGGGAUUGGGGUUGAUAAAGUACUGAAAUGUAAGUCAUUGAGCAGCAUAGUGCUGGACAGAAGAUUAAAAAAGUGGAUACCAGAGAAAACACUACAGAAGAUUAGCAAGUACUGUCAGUUGCAUUGGAGAUGAUGGAUGAACCACCAAAGGUUAUAGACUCUGAAGAAGCAUGCACAAUACCAAGAUGCUUAAGAAAAAGAAGUUAGAAGAUUUUGGGGAGCAAAGGAGACCGGGAGACCGUAAUUUUGUUAUAACAUUUCUGUCAGAAUGAUAUCUGAUUGGAGCUAUACUAUGUAGAAACACCGAAAUGUCGAAACAUAGAAGUUGGAGUUAUAAAUAUAGAAUUUAGGAGUUUCAAAAGUGUUCCCGUAAAAGAAAUGUUGAAACGUAAAAGUCGAGAUUCUAAAGUUUACAAGCUUGAUAUUAACCAACCCUACUGUUUUUGUUUA